UAGCUGUCUGGGAACGACCUCUCGUGUCCAUAGCAACAGCAUUUUACGACAGUAGCAGGCCGUAUUCCAGGCGGCCGGUGUCGUGGGUUUUGCAGAAUCACCAUGGCGGCUGUUCUGAGAGAGACCGCGGGUCUGUAUGAAACCCUGAAAACCGAGUGGAACAAGAAGAGUCCGAACCUCAACAAGUGCGGAGAGAUCCUCACCAAGCUGAAGAUAUCUCUUUUGGAACUUAAUUUUUUGCCAACCACUGGGACCAAACUCACCAAACAGCAGCUGAUCUUGGCCCGAGAUGUGCUGGAGAUUGGCGCACUGUGGAGCAUCCUAAAGAAAGACAUCCCCUCUUUUGAACGAUACAUGGCUCAGCUGAAGUGUUACUAUUUUGAUUACAAGGAUGAAUUACCAGAGUCAGCGUACAUGCACCAGUUGCUGGGUCUCAACCUGCUCUUCCUGCUGUCCCAGAACAGAGUGUCUGAGUUUCACACAGAAUUGGAGAGACUCAGUGCUAAGGACAUUCAGACCAAUGUGUACAUUAGACAUCCAGUCUCAUUAGAGCAGUACUUGAUGGAAGGUAGUUACAACAAGGUCUUUCUUGCAAAAGGAAACAUUCCUGCUGAGAGCUACAAUUUCUUCAUAGACAUUCUUCUCGACACUAUCCGUGAUGAGAUUGCGGGCUGUAUAGAGAAGGCAUAUGAGCAGAUCCAGUUCAACGAGGCCACAAGGGUGCUUUUCUUCUCUUCACCGAAAAAGAUGACCGAAUAUGCUAAGAAAAGAGGCUGGACACAGAGCCCUGAUGGUUACUACUCCUUCAGCUCUCAGCAGCAGCGGACAGAGGAAGUGACCAUCCCUUCCACAGAGCUGGCCCAGCAAGUCAUUGAAUAUGCAAGACAGCUUGAGAUGAUUGUGUAGAGCAGGGACAGAUUCACCUCCUGUCCUGUAUAUGUACACAUAAUGAUUAAUUGGGCUAAUGCCACAUUUACCCCCGAAAGUGACAUUCAGACCACAGUGCUUUCACAAAGACAGGAUUAAUUUACCAAAAUGUGCGGCUGUCUAUACUUCUUAUAUCAGCAAUUACACUCUUGUGCCUGCAUGUUGACAGUUUUGGUUGGUCUGUGAGAGAGAGUGAUUGGUGUACAACGCGAAGUUUUCAAUAAAAGACUUGCAUCACAGAGGCACAGAUUUAUCACUGAGAAUUGGGUAAAGUAACACCACACCUUGGGUACCCAAGUUAUUGUCCACAUGUUGGUGUUUGUUUUGUUUGAAGACUUUUUUGUUUUAUUAUAUUAACUAGUGAAAGUAGGAGUGAAAGUGGGAGGGUGUGUGGGUCUGGCUGAUAUUUGCAGGGUUGAAUUUUGUCAGAAGCCAAAACCCCAUUUACCUGUCUAUUAGUGUUUGCAGAAUUACUGCACUUUCAGAAGCUCUGCCCGGUGUUGAGGGAAAAAGUUUGGGGGUGUUUUUUAAUUGAUAAUUUCUCGUAUCCAUUAAUGACUCCAGUUCAUAAAAAGGAGCUGUUUGGUUUUGUUAUUGUCACAAACAUUUGUGAUAAUUCUUAAGAAUAAAAAUGCUUUUUCUGACCUUAAACAAUUUGUAUUUUUUUUUUUAUGAAAUCCAGUUCUCACCGCAAGAUAAGAAGGAGUAAACACUCGUAAUAAAGCUAUGUAUCGGACAGAA
Molecule: messenger RNA, 1668 nt
Organism: Astyanax mexicanus (Mexican tetra)
Lineage: Eukaryota; Metazoa; Chordata; Actinopteri; Characiformes; Acestrorhamphidae
Gene: psmd8
Product: proteasome 26S subunit, non-ATPase 8
Exons: 7
Coding region: 103-906 (267 amino acids)
Biological process (GO): proteasome-mediated ubiquitin-dependent protein catabolic process
Cellular component (GO): cytosol; nucleus; proteasome regulatory particle
Source: RefSeq, a predicted model, not a curated record